Messenger RNA from Wallemia ichthyophaga EXF-994, 1482 nucleotides. RefSeq names its product NAD-dependent histone deacetylase HST3. The record is from RefSeq and is a predicted model, not a curated record. Lineage: Eukaryota; Fungi; Basidiomycota; Wallemiomycetes; Wallemiales; Wallemiaceae. The coding region runs from base 1 to 1482 and encodes 493 amino acids. The transcript has 3 exons. Gene Ontology annotation, molecular function: NAD+ binding.
AUGCAGACUAUAAGUCUAUCUGAUGAUGGAAUCGAGCAUAGAAAAGCUUUAGAUAGCCUAAAUUCUAAAAUUAUUAAAUCUAGGCGAAUAAUCGUCGUAUCUGGUGCAGGCAUAUCCUGUAGCUCUGGUAUUCCGGAUUUUAGAUCAAAAGAAGGCUUAUACGACCUCGUAAAGGACAAAUUCUCAGGGAAUCUAUCUAAAGGUCAGGAUUUAUUCGACGCUCAACUUUUCAGAGACGCAUCGACAACCUCCUUCUUCUACUCGUUCAUUGCUCAACUAAAAUUAGCCUCCGAUAGAGCACUUCCCUCCCCAACUCACAAGUUCUUUAAAAAUUUGGAGACAAAGGGUAGAUUACUGCACUCGUACACUCAAAAUGUAGACGGUUUGGAGCAACGCGUUGGUCUUAACAACCUCAUCAACUUACACGGCUCUUUAAACCAAGUUAGAUGCGCUAGUUGUUCUUUUGUUGGUGAUAUGUCCUCAGAAUACCUUCAAGUCUUCGCAGGCGGUCAAUCUCCAAAGUGUCCUCUAUGCGCUCAAAGAGCCACUGAAAGGAAAGCCCUCGGAAAAAGACCACUAGCUGUUGGCUGUUUACGCCCAGGCAUCGUUCUCUACAAUGAAAACCAUUGGUCGGGCGAUUCUAUUGCCAAAGCUCAAUCCUCUGACGUGAAAAAGAAGCCUGAUUUACUCAUCGUCAUGGGCACUUCACUCAAGGUUCACGGCCUUAAGCAGCUCGUUAAAGGCUUUUCAAGAACUAUACAUCAAAACAAUCUAGAAGCGAUCGGAAAUUCACGCAAAACCACAGGCAGUGUCGUUUUUGUUAAUGCUACUCCCGCAGCAGGCAAAGAAUGGUCGCAGGAUUUUGAUUAUUUUGUCCAUGGCACUUCGGAUGAAUUUGUCAACAAGCUAACGGAGCAAUGGAAGUCAACCAGACCUCAAGACUGGCAAAUACAGACAACAAUCACUCAUGCACACAGAUCUACCAAGAAGAAUACCGUCAAUGCAAAGAACACAGCAAAGUUACACGAAAUACCUCCUCAUAACGAUGGCGCGGCUAACAAGUCAAGCAUCAACUCAGUCAAUUCCAACAUGGGGUCUCCUCAACCGACAGUGACGGCACAAUUGGCAGACCAAACAUCAUCUCCAGUACUUAGCACACGUAUAACCCAACCAAUACAAGAAACCAAUCACUUUCCACCCCUCCCGAACAAGUCAGACGUUUCACCCAGAUCGAGAAAGAGGAAAACAACGACUACGUCCACGAUCAAGCGAUCAGUAUCAUCAACGCAGAAGGGUAUUGUGGAUGUGAGCAUUCUCAAGAAAAACAAGAGCGAGGACCUUUCACUUAACUUUGAUCUCAAGCUGGGUGAUGGAUCAGAAACCGAGCCUGAGGAAGAUAAUAUUCCAGUACCAACGCCAACACCUUCUAACGCUAGAAGAAGCGUACGUAUUAGGAACUCCACUAUAGCUGCUGCUGCAUAA